Procambarus clarkii (red swamp crayfish) is the source of this 5197-nucleotide messenger RNA. The record is from RefSeq and is a predicted model, not a curated record. Lineage: Eukaryota; Metazoa; Arthropoda; Malacostraca; Decapoda; Cambaridae.
GUGAAGGCGUCAGAUCACAUGAGUUACUAAUUCCAGGUUUAACCUUGAGCCGACGUUUUGAUACUUAAUCGGCAUGGGAACCGCCGGCCAAGGAAACGCAAUUAUUGUCGUCUGGCAUUCCUCUUUAUCGACCCACUAUAUAAGACUCUAGAGUCACAGAGAUUUUUUUCAUUUAAAAAGAUGACUUUUUAGGCAUUAGAGCAGUGUCUAGCGGGUUACAAGUCACAUCUUACACAAGACGAUUUGGAAAUAGAUUUUUAAAUUUGCCUAAUCUUAACAAACGAUUUUUAAAGUCUAUCUAACCUUAACCAACAGAUUUUAAGACCUACCUAACCCAAACUAAUCUAAUCUAACCAGACUCCUGGCUCAAUCUUGACAAUGAGCAGAUGUCCUGCCUCAUAUGAGGGAGGUCAGGUGAGAUACCUGCCUCACCUAUGAAUUUAUACUUUGGGACUCAAUAGUAUCUUCAGGUAUUCCUAUUCAACGGUCCAGAUUGUCACAAUAUCUGGUGCACUUAGCUCCUGGGGGUCACAGGGAAGUUGAUAGGGUUUCCAUUUUCUGGCUUUGGUUCUUCAGGCGGAGCGACAGUGUCUGGCACCAGCUUGGCUGAGAGGUGCCAGUUGGUAGGUCUUGGUGGGCUCUUGGUGUGCCCUCUGGGCAUAGUGGGCAGCUGGUUCUUGCAUUGCUAGUGGGCACUAGAAGAGGUUUUUGUGUUAUGGCCCAUUUGGGUACAAGAUUAGGAAAGAGCUAUGUUUAUGCAUUGACUUUGUUUGGCUACCCAAUGUUCUCUGUGGUGGAGGUGGGUUUGGGGGUUGCUGGUUCUUGCCCUCCUGAGGGACUCCUUUGAGCUCUACAAACAUCUGCUUAUCGCUGGUUAUUUUCUGUAAGGCACAUUCUAUUCUACUGACAGGUGACAUUAAUAAACUGAAUGUUGUAUUAUAAUAUCUCGGCAUUUAUAGAUUUCUCAAGUAGGCAGUGGCAUGUCCUUGUAACCCCUAUGAGUGAAAAACAUCUCCUGUUUUGUGUCCUGUAUUGUAGCUAAUGUACAUUUUGACUGUAGCAAUUAUAAUGGAAUUAAAUUUCCAUUUUACUGAAAAUUUAUGACACAAAUGUGGAGUAAGCUGCUAAUUGGACGAAGCAACAGCAGUCAUUUGAUUUCCGGACAUUGAGGUGAAGGAGGAUGGAAGGCUAUCCCUCCUCUUCCACCCUCACAAGAAACUUUGAAAUACGAGUUGUGCAUGUGGGGAUGAGCUAUGCCCCUGGGGGUACUCCACUGGUGCUCUUCUCAAACAUAAUUCAAGAUGAAGCACAAAUAACAAAUAGGUACAGAAGUACUGGAGGUUGUUAUAACAGCACUUCAUAUAUAACAUGAAAAUCACAUUGCACAGAGGUUGGGAUUUGCUUCCUUUAAAAAAAAAUCCAAAUUAAUGCAAGCAAUGUUUCUUCUUAGAAGAUAUACUGUACCAAUAAACGGUUCUAAAACACUCGAUGAGCUAAUUCAUGCAAACUAAAAUAUAUUAAUACAACCUACUGAAGAACCAUAUUUAAGAGCAGUAGUAAUGAAAUUAAGUGUUUGGUAUUGCUGUAAUUUUCCACUUAAUUAAUGUAUUUUUAUUGAUUUUAUAUUAUGUAGAAGGAAUUUCCCUUCACAUGGGUAUUUUGAAAACAAGACAAUUGUCCCACAUCUCAAUAUUUUUACAUAUCCCUGCCCCAUAAAGAGCACUCAUAGUAUGGUGUUAAAUCAAAUUGUCAUAGUGUGCUGAAAGUUAUAUUACCCUAUAUCAUCUAGCUCACCCUAACAUCAAAAGUAGUGUAUAUACACCGUCAACACAUUGUGUCAAAAUGUACAAUAGAACUGCUGCUUUAAAGACAAAAUUUUCUUUCGUAAAGCACCAUCAAAUGUUUACAUACAUUUGCUAAUGCUCAGUUCUGUAGCGCAGUGGUCUAGGUCACUGGCUCACAACCAGCAGUCCCUGGUGUAAUUCUUGCAGAGAACAGAAACAUUUCAACGUGCUUCCUUCAUCCGAUGCCUCGGUUCACCUAGCAGAAAAUAGGUACCUGGGAGUUUGCCAGCUGUUGUGGGCUGCAUCCUGGAGGAAGUCAGUAGGGGGAUCUCACUAAGCCUAUGUACAGGCUUCUUGUCCUGGACAACUGUAAAACAUUUAACAGCAGUUAAGCAUUAAUGGAAGUAAAUACAAUUAUGUAAAUAUAAAGUUAGCUUUAUAUUGAUAUAUUUGUUAGUUUAUACUGUAUCGAGCAAAAAAAAAUCAUCAAACAAAUACAUGUAUAUCAUCCAUGUCUGAAUUGCUGCAUUUGUAGUCCAUUCUUUUGAUAAUUACAUUAUUUACAUAAGUGAUAUCACAAAAUGGAAGUUUAUGCAGAAGAGCAAUCUCUUCAGCAUUUAGAGGACUGUGAAGAAUAUGUGACACAAUCUGACAAAGUAAAUAAUGUAAGAAAAUUACAGUGCCCACAUUGUUUACAAGAUUUUACAAAUAAAGCUGCUAUAAUAUCACAUAUGAAAACUCAUACAGAUAAGGGUAAGAUUCAGUGUUUGGAGUGUCAUAAAAGCUUUAAAUAUAGAAGUGGUCUUGAGGAGCACAUUAGAAUUCAUAAACAUAAGAAACCAUUUCAGUGUUCAGUUUGUCAAAAAGCCUUUACACAGAAAGGCACCCUAACUAUACAUAUGAGAAGUCAUACUGGAGAGAGACCAUAUGAAUGUCCUGUGUGUUUCCAAACUUUUUCUCGAGCAGCAUACUUAGGAAUUCACUCGAGAGUUCAUACUGGUGAAAAACCAUUUCACUGUACAGAAUGUCCUAAAUGCUUUUCACAUAAGAUUUCUCUGAAAACACACAUGAGAAUUCAUACAGGAGAGACGCCAUUUCAUUGUACAGUGUGUCUUAAAAGCUUUAAAUGCAGAACUGAUAAAGAUAGACACAUGAGUACUCAUACUGGAGAGAGACCAUUUCAUUGUGCAAGGUGUCUUAAAACUUUUACUCGAAAAUCUUUCCUUAAAUCACACAUGUUAGUCCAUUCUCAAGAAAGACCAUAUAAGUGUUCAGAUUGUGUUAAAAGUUUCAAACGGAAACGUGAAUUAGACAGCCAUAAGAAAACUCAUACUAAAGUGAAACCAUUUCAAUGUCCAGAAUGUCUUCAGUACUUUAUUAGGCGAUUGCAUUUUAAUAAACAUUUGAGAGGUCAUAUUGGGAAAAAAAGGUUUCAAUGUUCAGAGUGUCUUAAAAGCUUUUCAACCAAAUUUGAAAUAAUAAAACAUUUGAAAGUUCAUUCCGGAGAAAGGCCAUAUCCUUGUUUACUGUGUUCACAAACAUUUACAUGCAAAUAUAGUCUUGACAAGCAUAUAAAACUUCAUUCUGGAGAAAGAGAAUUUCAAUGCUCUAAAUGCCAUAAAGGUUUUAUAUAUCAGUAUCAUUUAGUUAAUCACAUGAUAAAUUCACACUAGAGCAAAACACUUUCAAUAUUGCAAUAAUCUUUUAUAAAGGUCAUAUAAUAACAUAAAAAUAUUACAUAAAAAACACUCUACAUUGAUUCUUGGUGGAAUGGAUAUCUGUAUACCGGAAAGUUAGAUGCAACGAAAGAAGUGUUUCGGUACAGUGAUGCAGAUGUAACAGAAUAUAACAGUAGUGUUCCAGUGUAGCAAGCCUGUGCAUUAUCUGGACCAUUAUUGUGUGCCAAAGAACGUAAAAGAACAGUAACAAGCUAUUUAAGAAUGCACUUUUUUCGAGCGACUGUGGUAUUAUUAUGCAUUUUAAAGGUGUGUUCUAUUGUUUACACUUAAUAAAAAUGUAAUGAUGUUUGGUAUUAAGUUGCAAAUUUUGGAUGCAACAGCAUUUUAGAUAUAGAAAUACUGGAUGGGUACAAAUCUGUUUGAGUUGAAAUAUGCUGUAUUUCAGCAUCCAGCAUAAAGCAUUUUAAACAGAACUAUUUAUCAUGUUAAACUUUAACAUUAGACAAAGUAAUAUGAGCACAUGUAUUUUCUGGUAUCUGGUAAGUUAGCUAAAAUAGCACUACAUAAGCUGUCAUGAAAUUGAUCUUUUUAAUGCUGUGUGACAUAACUACAGUACUUUCUUUGUAAAUGAGACAUAAAGUAAACUUGUUCAAUUACUGUACUUAAGAUGUUCUGUACAAUACUCAGAGUGUACAUCUCAAGAUUACAAUAAUUGAAAGUUGAAAAUGUUUUAUUACUGACUUCCCAAACUGCUUCAGUUUCAAUUUAACAUGAGAAGGUCCUUUAGCAUCUUGCAGUGCUACAGUUAUUAAAUCAUAUGAGUUUAAUAAGGUUCAUAAAAUACUACAUUUUUUAGUAAAAACCAAAUUAACCCUUUGAGCAACCAUGGACUAAAAAUUAACUGUAGAAGAUUUUUCAAGAACAAAUAAAUAUGUAUAAGUCUAGUUUAAAGAAUUAUUUGGAUUUGUGAAAAGACCAACUGUUUCAACUUUGUUUUAUAAUGUGAAUACCAUUUGCAGGCGAUGAGUCACAAUAACGUGGCUAAAGUAAGUUGACCAAACCACACACUAGAAGGUGAAGGGACGACGACGUUUCGGUCCGUCCUGGACCAUUCUCUAGUCGAUGGAAUUCAUUCUCAAGUGAAUACCAUUGUCUUGUACAUUCUCGACUGGAAAACCUAUAUUCACAUUGUUAUGAAACAAUAUUAAUGGAAGUUUAGUGAUUAAAAAUUGCAUUUUUUAAACUAUAGUAGUUAGUCUUUAUCUAGAUAAAGGUAAUGUCAGUAAAUUCUUGAGUUACAAGAAUCUAAACCUUGUGCUGUACUGUGUCUUCAUAAAAUUGUUAAUGUGUUGAUUUUGAACACCUUGCCUCAGUUCAGAUCUCACUUUACUCUCAAAAAAAAAAUAUAUAAUUGUUUCUUGAUACCAUUGUGAAUAUGUUUUAUUUCUAUAAACCCUUAAGUGUGAAGGUUUAUAGGAGGCAUAAAAGCCAACUUUUUUGCUCAACUGCCUGAGUUUGUCAUUUGAGUUUGUUACCAAUUGAUGGCAGCAUUUGUUAGGCCUGUUUUGAAAGUCAGAAGACCUGUUCAAACAUUACAUUACAUGGAAUUUUUUUUUGUCUAUGCACCUUGAUGUCAUUCAUAGCAUUUUCAGCCCAUUUUUCUUAUGGUGACCAGUACUAGCCUAAGCAGCAAAAGGAUAAAUGUGAUAGAUAACAUUGUAAAGUGCGCAAUAG